This is a messenger RNA of Sclerotinia trifoliorum, 3315 nucleotides long. NCBI's taxonomy places the organism in Eukaryota, Fungi, Ascomycota, Leotiomycetes, Helotiales, Sclerotiniaceae. The record is from the annotation of a GenBank genome assembly.
GCAACUUCAUUACCUUGGUAAAUUAUAGAGUGAAAUAAACCCGGGAAUGUGUAAAAUAAAAUCUAUUUUCCACCCACCGAGACAGCUGCAACUUUCCUUGCUAUUGGGUUUGUCCUUGUUUUAGAUAUUAUCAUCAGCCGCCAGACUCAGAUAUCCAUCUCUCUAUCUUGUGAUCGUCAACGUCGACGCGCCAUUCUCAAAAACCUAGCUUCAAUAUCUUUCCACUCUAGCGCACAUUUUGGUUGCCCCUCAACAACAACAACAACAACACAAUGGCCGCUCUUGGUGAGGAUUUACUUGGGAUAGUUAACAAGCUGCAAGAUCUUGUCUUUAAUACUAUUGGCAAUGAUAGCUUGGAUCUGCCACAGAUUGUAUGGUAUUCUUCUCCACGAGUUGCCAAACCUGGCACUGAUAUCAUUUUUAGGUAGUCGUUGGUUCUCAAUCUUCUGGAAAAUCCUCUGUACUCGAGAAUAUUGUCGGUCGAGAUUUUCUUCCCCGUGGCAGUGGGAUCGUUACCCGCAGACCCCUCAUUCUGCAACUCAUCAAUGUACCAUCAGAGGACGAAGAUGCACCGGAAGCACAUACAGCAGCCAGUGUAGCUACACAACCAGAAUGGGCCGAGUUCCAUCAUAUUCCCAAUCGAAGAUUUACAGAAUUUCAAGAUGUGAAAAGGGAAAUCGAGAACGAAACGGCGAGAAUAGCAGGAAAUAACAAGGGGAUCAACAGAUCGCCUAUCAACCUUAAGAUUUACUCGCCGCACGUUCUAAGCUUGACCUUGGUGGAUCUGCCAGGUCUAACCAAGGUAAGUCGCCGUCAUCCUGUGUGUGAGAGGAAGAUAAGAUUUUGACUUUUUUUUGCAGGUUCCUAUCGGAGAUCAACCCACAGAUAUUGAAAAGCAGACCCGAAAUCUGAUAUCGGAAUAUAUUGCGAAGCCAAACAGUAUCAUUUUAGCUGUAUCCCCAGCAAAUGUCGAUAUCGUGAACUCUGAGGCUCUAAAACUUGCCAGACAUGUCGAUCCUCUUGGCCGAAGAACUAUUGGAGUUCUUACAAAAAUAGACCUUAUGGACCAUGGCACGAAUGCUAUGGAUAUUCUGUCAGGAAGGGUAUAUCCUCUAAAGUUGGGUUUCAUUGGUGUUGUCAACCGGUCACAACAAGAUAUCCAAGGCAAUAAGAGUCUUUCCGAGGCAUUGAAGUCAGAAGCGGACUUUUUCAAACACCACCCUGCAUACCGAAAUAUGGCUAACCGAUGCGGAACCCAAUUCCUGGCGAAAAGUCUUAACACUACUUUGAUGGCACAUAUCCGAGAAAGAUUACCAGACAUCAAGGCUCGGUUGAAUACUCUCAUGGGACAAACACAACAAGAGCUUGCUAGUUAUGGGGACAUGCACUUCAGCGGCAAGGAGCAUAAAGGUGCAUUGAUUCUGCAAUUGAUGACUAGAUUCGCAUCUUCUUUCAUCGCAUCCAUUGAUGGUACCUCGACGGAGAUCUCGACUAAGGAGUUAUGUGGAGGAGCCAGGAUAUACUACAUCUUCAAUUCUGUAUUUGGAAACUCAUUAGAGACUAUAGAUCCAACGACAAAUCUUUCCGCGCUAGACAUUCGAACAGCCAUACGAAAUUCGACCGGUCCACGACCUAGCUUAUUUGUACCCGAGCUCGCAUUUGAUCUUUUGGUCAAGCCACAAAUCAAGUUACUCGAAGUUCCUAGUCAAAGAUGCGUGGAACUUGUCUACGAAGAGCUCAUUAAGAUAUGCCACACCUGUGGCUCGACCGAACUUACCAGAUUUCCCAGACUCCAGACCAAGCUCAUCGAAGUGGUUUCUGACUUGCUACGAGAGCGUCUUGGCCCGGCAUCUCAAUAUGUGGAGUCUCUUAUUUCCAUUCAAAGAGCAUACAUCAACACAAAUCAUCCAAAUUUCCUAGGCGCAGCUACAGCCAUGAGUAAUGUUGUUUCUAACAAACAGGAAAAGGAGAGAAGGAAGCUGAUACAAGAAGAAAAGGAGAGAAAGGAGCACAGACGCCGAAAAGAGCUCGAGGCUGUGAAUGGAGGUGAUACCCUGGAAGAAGGAGAAGAUGCUGUUCCAGAGAAGCUUGAGAACUUACCGCAGCGGAAACAUCUUCAGAAAACUUCUCGAAGCAUGUCACCUGCAAUCCGUGAAAACGGUACAAGCGCGAUGGUAUCAUCAAUGAACGGCCUACGUGGAGGAUCACCGCCCAGGUUCAAUGGUCAAGCGGCUGGCGGUGCCCGUGAUUCGUUCUUGAAUUACUUCUUUGGCAAAGAUGGCGGUUUACCAGGUGGAGCAGGCAUUCCACAAGCAGCUUCAUCUGCGCAAAUGAUGGGUAACCCUAACCUUGGUAGACACGUGAGCCAAAGCGCGGAACCAAGUAUCACACAAAGUAUUAGGCGGCAGGAGGAACGUCCUGUACAAAGAACACCUGCCCAGCAAGCUCGUGAAGAUGAUUACGAGCUUGGUCGUGCACAAAGAGAUUACAACUAUGAUUCUCCAUUCGUAAGUUUCCAUUCAUUCUCCAAUCCCCACACAUACUAUAAAUCCGAACUAACACUAUCCCUAGGGUAAUAACUCGGAACCAGCACUUACAGAACGCGAAGCGAUGGAGACUGAACUCAUCCGCGCUCUUAUAUCCUCAUACUUUAACAUCGUUCGCGAAUCAAUAGCAGACCAAGUUCCAAAAGCCGUUAUGCAUCUACUAGUCAAUCACUCCAAAGAUGUAGUGCAAAAUCGUCUGGUUAGUGAAUUGUACCGCGAAGAUCUAUUCAGCGAAUUACUUUACGAAGAUGAUGCCAUCAAGAAAGAGAGAGAAAAGUGCGAAAAGUUGUUGAGAACGUAUAAGGAAGCUGCGAAGAUUGUAGGAGAAGUGGGAAUGUAAAGCGUUUGGGAAAGAGCAAUGAGAGCACGAAAUAAAAUGGAUUUAGAUGGAUGUGACGAUGACACGCAAUGCAAUUUCAUGACCUGCUCAUGAUGGUUUUGGUGGAUGGGCACAAAAGGGGUAGGUGAUAGGAUAGGUGAUGGAUAUGUAAAGAAACGCCACGAGAUUCAAACUUGUAGAUUACACUGCUCCGACACAGCCUGCGCGUCGCACCUUCUGGACCUUCUGGAAUGAAGAACGAACUGUAAUUUUCUUUCCUUCUUCAUCGCUAUCUCUACAUCACUGUACUCUAUGCCAAUCAGCCGUUAGUUACUUGGCGAGUGGACGGACCCCUUGAUCUUCUUCCUGAUUAUACACCGUAUACACUGUAUGCAUGCAUAUAUUCAUAUGACAAAUACUUAUUAUUACUUAUUUACUUUGCUCCCUUUU